UGUUAAAGUAGGAUUCUUGUUUUUCUUCAACAGCCAAAAUGUCUACUAAAAUCAAAUCAACAUCAAGUGGAACUCCUAGUAAUUCGACACCAGUAACUCCGCGGAUCAGUAGAGUGAGCAGGGGAAUAGCUAAAUCUGAUGCUGAUUCGCCCUCUUCACUGCAGAAUUUGCAUCGUUCAGUUGAUAAGACUGUUAGAUCUGCUAUAACUUCUAAGCCUUCGGUGGAACGGCGGACCUCUAAGAUCAGUACUCUACCUGAUAAAAAGCCAACGCGGAUCCUGAAGCCAUCAGAACUGCAAUCUGAAUUAAAUGUUGCUCGAGAAGAUCUUAAGAAGGCCAAGGAGAUGUUGGCUUUGGCUGAAAAGGAAAAAGUGCAAGCUCUUGAAGAAGUGAAGGAAGCUCAGAAAUUGUCUGAGGAAGCAAAUGAGAAGCUGAGAGAAGCUUUGGUAGCUCGAAAGCAAGCUGAAGAGAACUCUGAAAUUGAAACGUUUCGUGCUGUUGAGAUGGAACAGGUGGGGAUUGAAGCUGCUCAAAAGAAAGAAGAGGAAUGGCUGAAUGAAGUCGAAGCUGUGAGGAACCAACAUGCUGUGGAUGUGGCUUCUCUCCUCUCUGCUACACAGGAACUUCAACGUGUAAAGCGAGAAUUGGCCAUGGCUUGUGAGGUAAAAAAUAAGGCACUUAGCAAUGCUGAGGAUGCCGCAAAAAUUGCUGAAACUCAUGCACAGAAGGUGGAAAUCCUCUCAGCUGAGUUAGUGAGAUUGAAAUCUUUGCUUGAUUCCAGGAUUUCUUGGAAUGAAACGGAGGUUAAUGAGAAGAAUAAGCUGGUGGAAGACCUGAAACUUGAGAUAGAAACACUGAAAGAAGAACUCGAGAAAGCAAAAAGUUAUGAAGCUCAAUUGGUGGAAAAAGAAGCUAUUGUGAAACAACUUAAUGCCAAUUUGGAGGCUGCUAAGAUGGCUGAAUCUUACGCUCAUAAUGUAUUGGAGGAAUGGAAGAAGAAGGUCGAAGAACUAGAUGCUCAGGCUGAGGAAGCACACCAUUUAGAGAGAUCUGAAUCAGCAACCCUUGAGUCGGUCAUGAAACAACUGGAAGCAAGCAAUGAUCUGGUGCAUGAUGCAGAAUGUGAGAUUGCAUAUCUCAAGGAGAAGGUGCGCAUACUGGAGAUGUCAAUGGCGAGGCAGAAAGGCGAUCUUGAGGAAUCAGAACAUCAUGCUCAAAUGGCUAGGGAAGAGGUGUCUGAGUUGAGAAAGAAGGUGGAUUCUCUUAUGUGUGAUCUUGAAACAGUGAAGGAGGAGAAGAUUCAGGCUUUAGAGAAUGAAAAACUAGCAGCAGCCAGUGUUCAAAUACUGUUAGAAGAAAAAAACGAACUUGUAAAUGAUUUGGAAAGCUCCAGGGAGGAUGAAGAAAAAAGUAAGAAGGCAAUGGAAAGUUUGGCAUCAGCUUUGCAUGAGGUUUCUUCAGAAGCAAGAGAAGCCAAAGAGAGGUUGUUGUCUAACCAAACUGAUCAACAUGAACAUUAUGAAACACAACUUGAAGAUUUGAAGUUGGAAUUGAAAGCAAAAGAGGAAAAGUACGAAAGCAUGCUUGACGAAGCAAAAGAGAAACUUGAUGUUCUUACCAAUUCCAUCGAACAAUCCAAAAACGGGCUAGAGAAAUGGAAGGCUGAGUGGGAGGAAAAGGAGCUUCAUCUGAUGAGUUGCAUGAAUAAAACUGAAGAAGAAAAUUCAUCAAUGGAAAAAGAAAUCAACCGGUUAGUAACUCUGCUCAAAGAUGCCGAGGAUCAAGCUUCUGCCAAAAAAGACGAAGAAACUUAUUUGAAGAAUUCCCUAAGGAAAUCUGAAUCUGAGGUGACUUUUUUAAAAGAGGUCCUUGGUGAAGCAAAAGAUGAAAGCAUGAGAUUGAAAGAACGUUUAGCAGACAAAGAAACUGAAGUGCAGAAUAUUUUUCGCGAAAAUGAGGAGCUUCGAAGUAGAGAAGCUGCAUCAUUAAAGAAAGUUGAGGAGUUGUCAAUGUUGCUUGAAGAAUCAUUAGCCAAAAAUGAACCUGAAGCAAGUGUAGAGCUUUCUGAUAGCGAAAAAAACUACAACAUGCUCCCAAAAGUAGUGAAAUUAUCUGAUCAAAUAGAGAAGCCUAAGAUGGAACUUCCACAAGUCAAAAUCACUCCACAUGAUGAAACUGAUCUUAAGGCCUCUAAAGUUAUCGAUAAUUCAAACGGAAAACUAAAUGAACUUGAGAGCAAAGCAAAGGCAGACGAUGAUUUGGGAAAAGAUGAGCAUAAAAUGUGGGAAAGAGAGGCAGAACAAGAAGAAAAAUCAGAGUUCUCUGAGAAUGGUGGCACAUCUCCUAAUAAGCAGCAAAAUCAGAAGAAGAAAAAACCUUUGUUUCAUAAAUUUGGAAGUCUACUGAAGAAGAAAAACACCAGCAGCCAGAAGUAAUUGAUCAGUUUAUCAACUGUUUUCUUUUUUUUUUGUUUAUAUU
Messenger RNA from Solanum verrucosum, 2478 nucleotides. Its product is annotated as WEB family protein At3g02930, chloroplastic-like. Bases 39 to 2435 code for a protein of 798 amino acids. Gene Ontology annotation, biological process: phosphorelay signal transduction system; reciprocal meiotic recombination. The transcript has 3 exons. NCBI's taxonomy places the organism in Eukaryota, Viridiplantae, Streptophyta, Magnoliopsida, Solanales, Solanaceae. The record is from RefSeq and is a predicted model, not a curated record.